AAUUCCUCUGCUAGGUGUUAAUUGUCAACAAUGAAGGAAACGAAUUCCACUUCCUCUAAACAUAAAAGACCAUUGUUUAGUAUUCAAGUUCGAAUACAUUAUGUAGUAAUAUUUUUCAAAACUUUCAAUUCGACAAGGACAGAAGUUAAGAGAAUGGUCAUCCCUACCCACCUCCCUCGUCUCUUUAAACAAAAGAAGAAGUCCCUCGUACUUUCACGCAUACAUGCACCUGCUGAUUACACCCACGUGUUUGCUCGAGACGGGCGCACCCUCCACUUAAGCGCCCUACGCCUACCAACAACAAGAACCGAUUCAAGUCUUCCUUUUCAUAUUGUCCAAGCAAUAUUCUACUUUAGUUGUCAGUGUUCACCUUCUCGGGCGUCAUCGCUUAAACCAGUCAUCACUAAACUUCCAAUACUUAAUAUAAUCUUCUCGCGAAAUGAAUCAUCUGAAAGACAACUUGACAUCAAUUAAUUAUGUACUAUCAUGUUGUUGAUGAUGAUCAUCAUCUUAUUCACUCCGGAAAGCAUCACAUGUAACAGUCCUUGGAUGACGAUCAAACUUAUUCAUCCAUACCUUCAUUAAUGACAGGAAGACUCGAAAAAAGUUGAAAAAUCCUUAUCAGUGUCGAAGUUCAUUGAGUCCAAUCACUUACAUAAAAAAAAAUUUCUAUUUAUUACGGAAGCAGAUAAUAAUAAAUAGAAGUGAAAAACUUUUCAUCAAAACAAAUCUUAAAAUAGUGAACAAAAACCCAAAGUACAAUGCAACCCGGAGGAAAAUACACCAGAGUUAGCAUCAAACGGAUUUUCUAAUCAGAAACAGAAGCAUUUACUAAUUCCUGUAUAAAAAUCAUCAAACCAAAAAAGAUGAAAUUCCUCAGUUGUUCCCGUUGUUUUUCCACAAUAGAAACUCCACGUUCAUCAAGUCAUCAUCCGGAAGUGUUCAAUCCUCUAAUAAUGACAAAACGACCAAAACCAAAAAUUGACAAUCCUUCAACAAAAACAUCAUUUGCUGCUGUGCCCCGUUUUCCAACAUUAUUAAAAGUCAUCAGUAGACCAUGGCGUCGACGAAAGAAACCAAGACCUAAAAUUCGCCUCGAAACACGGCACAAAACAAAGAAACGUGACUUGAUAAAAGAAAAAAUACCCAACCACCCAAAAACAACGAAUUCUCAUUAUUCAUCAUACAAGAGAAAAGUAAAUCAAGUUCAAGAAAAUUUUCCAAAAGUUAGAGAUAUUCAACAUUAUGAAAAGGAAUACACGGAACAAUUUGAAGCACUAAAAUUUCUCAUUGAUCCACCCGAUUGCUUCAAGAAUCCCGAAACGCGUCAGAAUUUUGAAAAUAAAUUAAAUACACUUGAUUUUAGACGAAUGAACACUGUCGCAAUUGCCUUGGAUAAUGAGGAUUCGUCCAAAAAAUUAAUUGACUACUACUUUAAUGGAAAAGAAAUUGUCAAAGAAAUUGUCGAAACUGAAGAAUUUUCCUCAAAAUUGGAUAAAUUUGUACACAAUCAAUUAAAAAUUGAGGAAACGAUGAUUAAUCUUUUGAAUCGUGAACCAAUUUUAAAGAAGGAUAGAGAUGGUUCUCCGGCUAGUAGAAAAACGGUUAGAUUUUUAGACGAUGAGCAUAUGGAUGUUAAACAAAAAAGUGUUGAUGAAAAUACCAAAAAUUUAAAAAUGGAAAAAUUUAGUAUUGAAUUAGAAACAAAUUUUUCAUUUAGUGAAUGUGAAAAAGAAAUGGAAGUUGAAUGUGUAAAUGCGGAUGUGAUAAUUGAAUUAAAAGAUCAUGUUUUGCAAGAGGAACCAAUGUAUAACGAAUCAUUUGUUAAUGAUUUUAAUUUUCUACUGAAAAACAUGGACGUGAACGAUUCGAAUUCUCCUACAGAUAACAAUUUACCAGAUGAUAUUGAUCCCUGUGAGGAAUUUGGAGACAUUCCGGAUGUCAAUGAAACCGAUGGUAUUGAAUUCUAUUUUUUAUUUAACUAGUCAUUUGAAAAGUAGAAAUAGAU
Molecule: messenger RNA, 2008 nt
Organism: Leptopilina heterotoma
Lineage: Eukaryota; Metazoa; Arthropoda; Insecta; Hymenoptera; Figitidae
Exons: 1
Coding region: 867-1985 (372 amino acids)
Source: RefSeq, a predicted model, not a curated record